AUGCCCCGCGGCCGCCUCAUCGUCUUCGAAGGUCUCGACCGCGCCGGAAAAUCAACACAAUGUGCAAAGCUAGUCGCUGAUUUAAGAAACGACGGGCGUGUCGUGCGGCAUUUGCGAUUUCCUGGUAUGUUUUCACUUGCUUUUAUUGUUGGGUGGCAGAGGAAGGUAGAUGUCUGGGAUUUCCACGGAAAGAAAAGAAAAAAAGAAUGCAUAACGACACGGAUAGGACAGAUGAUUGAUAGUUAUUUGAGUGGGCAGAGUGAGCAGGAGGACCAUGUUAUACAUUUAUUGUUUAGUGCAAAUCGGUGGGAGGUAGCGUGA
Molecule: messenger RNA, 321 nt
Organism: Plenodomus lingam JN3
Lineage: Eukaryota; Fungi; Ascomycota; Dothideomycetes; Pleosporales; Leptosphaeriaceae
Source: RefSeq, a predicted model, not a curated record